AAGAAGAAAGCCAUGGUAGGGUGGAGCUGAGACCCCGGUUUGGUUUCGGGGAUCAGGGCUACGUAGGGCCAAUGGCCACAGGCAGCCCCAGCACAGGGAGGGUUAAGCAUCCUCCAGGUUCCCACCCUGCUCUGGGCCCCUCCCUUGUGUUUACGUCCUCCCAAAAAUAUUCUGCCUCCAGCUGGCCUCCUUCUGUGUCCUGCCCCUCCCCCUUGAGUUAGCCUUGGGGGCCCGAGGGGGUGCCAGGGCCAGGGCUCCCAGGACUACGAGGGAGCCAGCAGGCUCGGGCGUGCUGGGGCAGAAGCGGACCUGGAGAGGCUGAGCUGCAGGGCCCGGGCUGGUGGCUCCCCUGGCUGAACACACUCUCUGCAAGGCCAGGGUGACAGAGGUGAAGCCAUGUGGCAGCUGCUGAUCCCCGUGGCCCUGUGGCUGGGCAUGGUGGGCCUGGGCAGAGCGGAGCUCACGGCGGCCCAGCAGCGGGGCCUGCAGGUGGCCCUGGAAGAAUUCCACAAGCACCCGCCUGUUCAGUGGGCCUUCAAGGAGAUUGGCGUGGACAGUGCCACAGACACGCUCUUCCCUGCAGGGACCUUUGUGAGGCUGGAAUUUAAGCUCCAGCAGACGAGCUGCCGGAAGAAAGACUGGAAAAAAGCUGAGUGCAAAGUCAAGCCCAAUGGGAGGAAGCGGAAAUGCCUGGCCUGCAUCAAGCUGAACUCUGCAGACAAAGUCCUAGGCCGGAUGGUCCACUGCCCCAUACUCACGCAGGUCCAACGGGAGCCUGAGGAACAGCACGAGGGGCAGUGCAGCAGGGUGGAGCGUGCAGGAGAGGACCCCCACAGCUACUACUUCCCGGGACAAUUUGCCUUCUUCAAGGCCCUGCCCCCCAGCUGAGGCCUGCUGAAUUUUGUCCCGCUUCCCGGACAGCAGGAGGUAACCAGUGAAAGACCCACCUCCCAUCCCCGUGCCCAGGGAGGACAAUCCCAUUAUCCCCGAGCUAAUAAAACCGCUCUCCCAGA
Molecule: messenger RNA, 1013 nt
Organism: Acinonyx jubatus (cheetah)
Lineage: Eukaryota; Metazoa; Chordata; Mammalia; Carnivora; Felidae
Gene: RARRES2
Product: retinoic acid receptor responder 2
Exons: 6
Coding region: 397-888 (163 amino acids)
Biological process (GO): regulation of lipid catabolic process; inflammatory response
Molecular function (GO): signaling receptor binding
Source: RefSeq, a predicted model, not a curated record